UUGAACGGUCUGUAUUUUUCAGAAAUUUGGUUACCCUGGAUUUGUUACACUCGAUCAUCGAGAAGAUGGCACCACAAAUAUGAUGAAAGACCGCAAAUUGUUCAGGUACAACACUUACAAACAGUAGAGCCCAAUUGCUUCGACGUCGAAACACGACUGAAGGAUAUGGAUACAGCUAAAGUGAACGUACAAUGCAUUAGCACUGUACCUGUGAUGUUCAGUUACUGGGCAAAACCAGAGCAUACUGAAGAGGUUAGCCGCUUCGUAAAUGACGAUCUCUUAGCGCAAUGCCAAAUCGCUCCAGACAGGCUUAUUCCACUUGGCACACUGCCAAUGAAUGAUAUUCCUCGAGCGGUCCAGGUUGGUUACGUAUUUUAUCGAGUUUCAGCUUUGAAUGACAGUGAGGAAAAAGGUAACUCUUGAGA
Molecule: messenger RNA, 425 nt
Organism: Strongylus vulgaris
Lineage: Eukaryota; Metazoa; Nematoda; Chromadorea; Rhabditida; Strongylidae
Source: the annotation of a GenBank genome assembly